ACGCCUUCUAUCUCGCCCUGGAACACGCUGUCACGACCCAACACCUAACGAAAUGUCCUCAACCACGUCGGCCGUGCCGUCGACCACUUCAACAGCGGCCUCCGCUUCCGCCUCGGCCUCCAGCUCACUCUCCGUUCCUGGAAACCUCAAGAUUGUCGGCAUUAUCCUCGCAAUAUCCAGCGGACUUCUCAUCGGCUCCAGCUUCGUGUUCAAGAAGAAGGGCCUCCUGCGGUCACAGCAGGGCAUGGUGGCGGGCGAGGGUGUUGCAUACCUCAAGUCGCCGCUAUGGUGGUUGGGCAUGUCAAUGAUGAUCCUAGGCGAGCUAUGCAACUUUGCCGCCUACGCGUUUGUUGAGGCCAUCGUCGUCACACCUAUGGGCGCACUCUCGGUGGUUAUAUGUGCCAUUCUGUCCUCACUAUUCCUGAAAGAGCAGCUGAGCUUCUUCGGAUGGCUCGGUUGCGGACUGUGUAUCCUUGGCUCCGUCAUUAUAGCGCUCAAUGGUCCGCAAGAACAGUCCAUUGGCCAAAUCGAAGAGUUCGAGAAGCUCUUCUUGGCGCCUGGUUUCUUAGUCUAUGCCUCCAUCCUCGUCACCGCUGCUCUAGCGAUCAUCUUCUGGUUUGCGCCAAGAUACGGAACGAAGAGCAUGCUGUGGUAUAUCAUGGUGUGCAGCAUGAUCGGUGGGCUCAGCGUGAGCGUCACCACCGGUCUUGGCUCCGCCAUCGUCACCACAGCCCAGGGCGAUAACCAGUUCAAACACUGGUUUAUUUACUUCCUAAUGGUAUUCAUUGCUGUAACAUUAAUCACCGAAGUGUACUAUCUCAACGUGGCGCUGGCGCUGUUUAACACUGCUAUGGUCACACCAACAUACUACGUGAUCUUCACAUUCUUCUCGAUGGUAACAACAAUCGUGCUCUUCCAAGGCCUCAAAGCGCCGGUAGUGCAGAUUAUCACCCUCGUCAUGGGGUUCCUGGUCAUCUGCGUCGGCAUCACUGUCCUUCAAUUAUCGAAGAUAGACCCUACACAAAUCAAGACGCUCGACCGGCGGUCAACUCUCCUAUUACAAGCCGCGAAGAGCAAUACGGAAGGAUUCGACGAGAAGAACCUUACCGCCGUCGAAGACCCCGGCAUGGACGCCCUGCGCGGCAGCUUCGGAACGAUGGGCAGCAUCAUCCGCGCCCGCAGCGCAAGACGACUGAGCAUGUCCAGCCGCGCCUCCAUAAACUCGCGCUUCAGCUCCCAACUACCACCAGUCCCCGGUCAGCGCAGCGACCCGCUCGGAAACGUCAAGCGGCACCAGCUGUUCGACAACCCGGUGCCGGCCUCGCCAGAACCGUACGGCGCGGACGCGUUCUCGAUGGCGAGCCGGCCGUCCGUGCUCGGCUCGCCGUUCAGCCAGCGCAAGCAGACGAUCAAGUUCGGCGACCAGGACGUCGUGCACUCGUACCCGAUGCCCGGGAUGGGCGACGACACCGCGACGCACGAGCGGCGGAACGCGCUGCACAGCAGCGGCGGGAGCGUGAAGUACGCCUCGGUCAGUAGCGGCACAUGGUCAUCGGACGCGGUCGUCGGGACUAAUGGCGAGCAGCUCGACGGCAAGUCGGGCGACGGCCAGAUCCUCACGCUCAACCUGCCCGCCCUCGACUCCCUCGACGAGGUGUCGACGAUCGCGCCCACGCCGAUGACCGCACCGCCCGUCCUCAGCGGCCGCAGCGACGUCUUCCACCAUCCACCCGUGCGGAACCCGUACGAUGGCCUGCCGUCGACGAGCACGCUCGGAUCCUUUCCCUCGAAUACGUCGUCGUCGCCGUCCUACGGCGCACGGGAGCGCGAGCGGAGUCCGGCGGCGGCAGCGCAGAUGUCGCCAGCAUCACGCAUGCGGCUCUUCGGACGCAACAGCCAUAGCUCGCCCUCACGGCACUAUCCGCGCGGGGAGCGCGACGAGGACCGGGAGGAGAGCGAGAGCCUGUGGCACCGACCGUCGGGCGACAGCACGAGCUCGAGCUCGGCGGACCUCGAGGCAGGGGGCGACGGCGGGCUGGGGAUGCCGGGGGGCGGGAUCAGGCUGGUCCCUAGCUCGACCUCGGGGCACCCCCGCCGCGAGCAGGCGGACCUGCUGUGAUGAUUAUUUGUGAGAUACGGUGCGCUAGCUAGCUACAUACAUACAUACAUACAGGCUCUUCUCUCUGGGCGCGGACGCGCGGUCGGACACGGAUCUUUUCUCUCUCCUUCGUUCACCUCUAUACUACCUACCUGUACGGUCUGCCUGGGCCCGCGCGAGGGGUCCUUGUGCGCAGUGUUGCCAUGUGUAUUAGACAGAUGCGACCGCCACGGACAAUCCACGGACUGGGCGGCCUUUCCCUCUUUC
This is a messenger RNA of Trametes versicolor FP-101664 SS1, 2365 nucleotides long. Its product is annotated as DUF803-domain-containing protein. The transcript is spliced from 14 exons. NCBI's taxonomy places the organism in Eukaryota, Fungi, Basidiomycota, Agaricomycetes, Polyporales, Polyporaceae. Gene Ontology annotation, biological process: magnesium ion transport. The record is from RefSeq and is a predicted model, not a curated record. Gene Ontology annotation, molecular function: magnesium ion transmembrane transporter activity. The coding region runs from base 53 to 2119 and encodes 688 amino acids. Gene Ontology annotation, cellular component: membrane.